AGCUGGAGGAAGACUCUCCUCGAUUGGUGGAGCAUGCAGACAGAACUGCAGCAAAUGUUUCCACAACCACCGCUCAUGUUUCCUUACAAGUACCACUGGUGCUUAUAGGGGACAUCCCAGCUGAGAGUAUCAUAUUUGCAACAAUGUUGGGCAGCCAGCUGGGCAUGAAAGUUUUGUUUUAGUUUAGGUUGGUGUCCUGAUAUCGGCGCUUACAUUAAUUCUGACACAUUCUUCCAUAUUACAGGAGCUGCAGCAAAAACAUCUGUGAACAUAUCUCUACUCCUGCAGACUGAUGUUCUGAACUCAAACAGGGUGUCUGGACCAAAUACCUUAAAUACCCAAACUCCUGCUAGGACACAGACCCGACCAAUGCUGACCUGUCUUCAGAUUACUGCCCUCACCUAUGUUCUCCCUCAAACUCAGUGAGAAGCCAAUACUUAUAUACAAACCUAGUGUCUCCUGCAACGCUCUGAAGCAACCGUGAGUUGUGAAUCGUACUGUUAGUGACAAGAGAGUGAAAGACCGGGUGCCGUGAAAUAAUAAAUUGACAGUUAAUGGUCAACAACAGUAGUUUCUUUGAUGUUGUCCUCACUGGCUUCACGCAAAAAUGUACAGUAAUGUAAUGUGUUGUCCAGUUUGUGAGGGAAUUGCUCAACUGGUGCGAUUCUUUAAAUGAAUCAGUCCAACCGAUUGGCAAAUCAGUCUAAAUAUAGCACAACAGCGCACGCCCACUUAUUCGGCAGUCUGGGUUUCCGGAAGUAUUUUACCCAUUCAUUUUUUGCAUAGGCUUUAACCAUAAAAUCCUCCAUAAAAGAGUUGUAAGCCAUGAACCAAACCAACUAGCUCAGAGUUGAAUCACAACAUUACAAACUUUGUUUUGAGACACAAAGUAUUUGAAAAUCAGUAAAAAAAAAAAAGAGAGAGAGACAAGACUGUCUACUUACCAUCUUUAACGAGGGCAGGAACUACAAUCCCAUGAAGCAUUGCAUAUGACAAUCUAAAUAAAAAGGAUGGGAAUAUAGAAAACUAUUGAUUAUCGGGGCACCUGGGCAGCUCAGCGAGUAUUGACGCGGACUACCACCCCUGGAGUCGCGAGUACGAGUGACUCCAGCCAGGUCUCCCAAGCAACCAAAUUGACCCAGUUGCUAGGGAGUGUAGAGUCACACAGGGUCACCUCCUCAUGGUCGCAAUUAGGGAUUCUUGCUAUGAAUGGGGUGCAUGGUAAAUUGUGCGUGGAUUGUGGAGAGUAGCAUGAGCCACAUGAUGUGAGUCUCCGCGGUGUCAUGCACAACGAGCCACGUGAUAAGAUGCGUGAAUUGACGGUCUCAGAAGCGGAGGCAACUGAGACUUGUCCUUCGCCACCCAGAUUGAGGAGAGUAACUGCACCACCACGAGGACCUACUAAGUAGUGGAAAUUGGGCAUUCCAAAUAGGGAGAAAAGGCGCUCAGCCUUUCAAAGUAUACUCUUUGACUGUGGGCUCGUACGGACGCAUUCGAUGUGCGAUAACUACAACUGCUUGGUGCUACUCAUUUAGUGCAGUCAAUAGCAAGCACAUGCACCAAUGCCACGCAAAGAUGCACUGUCCUCAUGUCUAGAACAUCUGGGUUGCAUGCAGGCAGUCCACACGUACCAUGCCGAUGACAAAAUUUGCAUCACGCGCAUUCCAUCACUGGCGAACGCUCAGCCUUUUAUAUUUUAUAAAUAUAUUAUUACAUUAUAAAUAAAGUACUUUUUUGAGCACAAAACCAUACAGAGCAUUCAACGCUAACACACUACAACGACUUUGUGGUACUCUUUUAGCACAGUCAACGUCAGGCACAUGCGAUGAUGCCGCACAAAAAUGCAGACCUAGACCGUGUCUAUUAAAACUGGGCUGCAUUUGAAUAGUCUCCGUGUAAUAUGCUUAUGACAAAAUUAGAAUUUGUGACAACAAGCCCAUAUGGUGCAUUCAUACUACAACUACUUUGUGUUAGUGUUUCAGUAUGGUCAACAGCAGGCGCAGACGAUGCGGAAAGAGGUGGACCAACAACAUAUUUAUUAAAACUGGACUGAAUAUGAGCAGGCCACGUUUAAUGUUACUAUGACCAAAUUUGUGUCACACACAUGCCGAAAACUGAAGUUUUCUCCAGGCCUGUAAUUGGCUCAGAUGACGCGUUGCUCUUCGCUCAUUGAACAGCAGAGAUCCGUUAAGGCUUAUACUUUGUUUUUCUUCAUGCCAUUCCGUCACAGGUUUUUUUUAAAGUGCAAGCCCAUAUGGUGUCUUCGAUGCAAGCACACUUCAACUACUUUGUGAUACCCUUUUAGCACAACCAUCCACGUGUCUAUCAGAACAGGGUUGCAUGCAAACAGUCCUCGCGUACUGUGCUGAUGAUGACGUUUGCUUCAUGCGGACUGCGGGCUAUAGGCAGUGACAUGUGGAACACUAAAGUGUACUUUUGUCUUUACUGUUGUCAGUGCAAGGUAAUUUGUAAGGUUUUUUAUUUUUCAACAUAAAAAUGUGGUGCAAAAAAUCCUAUAUUUAACACUGCACAAAAAAAAUAAAAAAAUUUGACCAAAUGUACUUAUUUAUUUCAGGCUACCCCCAGAAUGCUCAGUUGCAGAGAACGUAGACAUGGGUACUUCACUUGUCAGGGCUGUUGCUGUAGAAUCGUAUAAGCAAAAUUCUCCACACUGCUUCACACCAGAUCCACACCUGACUGUCGUGCUCACUCCGGACGAGAAAUCUGUGUGUAGGUAUCACUCGUUACCGGUCAGUAUUACACUGCUGGGUCUCUGUGGAACAUUUUCCUCAUCAAAGUCAAAACAUUCAUACCAUGGAAAUGACCUUCAAAAGGUAAUAAUUUGUGUUCUAAAUUUUAGAGCUUAUCAGUGACCUCUGUACGACUAAACACCUCUCUUUAGUUUGCAUCUUGCCUUGAAAAUGAGUCCAUCUUUAUGUCAUGGAUAAUUUACUUAAACACGUAUUUAAUCCAUUUUAUUCAGUUGUUAUAAAAUCAACUUGUUAAAUUCACAGGAAUCAUGGCUGAGCCCCUGAGAAACAUCUGCAGAAGAUCCCAUCUGAGAGUGUUGAGAAAUCACGCAUGAUUCUGAGUGUAUGGAAAGAAUGUAGAGGAGAGACGUGAACACAAUCAGCUUCUGAUUUUUUAAAUUUAAUUUCUUUGAGACGAUGGCCUACACAUAUUAUAGCUCGCUAAACCGGGCUCAGCUCACCUUUGAGUAUCUGCACACAAACUCGACAACCCACGAGUUUCUAUUUGGAGCUUUGGCCGAACUCGUGGAUAACUCGAGAGACGCAAACGCCACACGGAUAGACAUCUACACAGAGAAGAGACCAGACCUGAGAGGGGGGUUUAUGCUCUGUUUCCUUGACGAUGGCACUGGAAUGGAACCUAGUGAAGCCACGCACGUUAUCCAGUUCGGCAAAUCGAGCAAACGGUUCCCAGAGUCUACUCACAUUGGCCAAUAUGGAAAUGGGUUAAAGUCGGGUUCAAUGCGUAUUGGGAAGGACUUCAUGCUCUUCACCAAAAAAGAAGACAAAUUAACGUGUUUGUUUUUGUCGCGAACAUUUCAUGAAGAAGAGGGUCUGGACGAGGUGAUUGUUCCAUUGCCCAGUUGGGAUGCGAAGACCCAACAGCCUCUGACUCAAGACUCUGAGAAAUACGCGAUCGAGACCGAACUGAUCUUUAAGUACUCUCCCUUUAAGAAUGAAGAGCAGCUAUUUCGGCAGUUCAAGAAGAUUGAGGGACCCAGUGGCACUUUAGUUGUAGUUUACAAUCUGAAGCUGAUGGAUAACAGAGAACCAGAGUUGGAUGUGGAAACGGACCACCAGGAUAUUCUAAUGGCCGGGACACCUGUAGAGGGAGUGAAGCCGGAGAGAAGGUCCUUCCGUGCGUAUGCUGCUGUCCUUUACAUCGACCCUAGAAUGAGGAUCUUUAUCCAGGGUCACAAAGUCAGAACCAAGAGAUUGUCCUGCUGCCUAUAUAAUCCUAGGAUGUACAAAUACACAUCAACACGCUUUAAAACCCGUGCUGAGCAGGAGGUGAAGAAGGCGGAUCACCUAGCCAAACUCGCUGAGGAGAAGGCGAGGGAGUCCGAGAGUAAAGCUCGUGCUCUGGAGUUAAAACUUGGUGAUGAUUUAUCCAAAGAGGCCAGGGCCGCGCUAAGAAAAGCACAAGAUUCGGCUGUGAUGUUACGUGCAGAAGCUACCAGAAAACAAGCCAUCCAUGCAUCCAAACAAAAAGCUUUGAAGGAGCCCAAGGAGCUGAACUUUAUCUUUGGCGUGAACAUUGAAAGACGAGACCAGGAUGGGAUGUUUGUAUACAACUGCAGCCGUCUCAUUAAGAUGUAUGAGAAAACGGGACCACAGCUGGAAGGAGGAAUGGCAUGUGGCGGUGUUGUAGGAGUGGUGGAUGUUCCCUAUCUAGUAUUGGAACCAACACACAACAAGCAGGACUUUGCAGAUGCUAAAGAAUACAGACAUUUACUUAGAGCCAUGGGAGAAUAUCUCGCACAAUACUGGAAGGACAUCAGUAUAGCUCAGAAAGGUAUAGUGAAAUUUUGGGAUGAAUUUGGUUAUUUAUCGGCCAACUGGAACUCCGUCCCAUCCAAUGAACUUCGGUUUCGACGACGGAGAGCCAUGGAGAUACCAGUCACCAUCCAGUGCGAUAAGUGUUUAAAGUGGCGGACAUUGCCAUUUCAGAUGGACGCCGUGGACAAACGUUACCCAGACAGUUGGGUGUGUCUAAUGAAUCCAGAUGGAACUCAGGACAGAUGUGAUGCCCCUGAGCAGAAGCAGAAUUUGCCAAUUGGUGUGUUGAAAAAAGACAUCAAAACAACAGAGGACAAACAGAAAGAUCUGUCCGAGAAAAUCCGCCAACAGCAGGAAAAACUAGAAUCCCUGCAGAAAACAACAACAAUAAAAUCUGCAGCAGAUAUAAAACAGCUCCCACUAGCUAUCACUGCAAAACCUACAGAAGAGCGCACCCCUCAGCCGACCCGCUCAUCCCAGCGAGCAGCCCCCCGCCCUCGCUCACCUCCUCUCCCUGCAGUGGUCAGAAAAGCUGUCAGUCAACCAACGGCAGCAAAAACUCCGCCCCCUAAACCAACGCCACCAUCACGACCUACUCGGACCCCACCAGCUCCUCCCCCACCACCCAAAGCUAAGCAGUCACCUGCUCCUUCCGCAAAGCCUACAAAACCCGCACCCCAACUUGUAGCCCCGCCCUCUAAAGCACCAGCUCGUAGAAGUGCCACUCAGAGUCGCGCUGCGACACCAUCCUCCACCAAGACUGCAAACAAACAAACUCCAGCCACCAAGAAAGGCAAUGCAAAGAAGGGUAGAGUCCAGGAAGAGGAAGCUGAUGAGGAGGAGGAGGAGGAGGAAGAAGAGGAGGAGGAGGAAGAAGAGGAGGAGGAAGACAGUGAGGAGGAGGAAGAUGAGCCACAGCCCAAAAAAUCAAAGAUAGCGGCAUCUGUUCAGAGUCGAGGGAAAGUUGUCGUAGAGAAAACCACAACACCAGCUAAACAGACAAGCACAGAGCAUGUCACUAACAGCACUAAUGAAGAGCUGAAGAAAGAGGCAGCAAAAAAUGCUCAGAAAGAUAAAGGCAUUCUGGUGGAGGCGAAGGUGAAAGGGGAAUGGUUCACGGGUCGUGUUACUGCGGUAGAGAUGGGGAAGGAGAGUGUACGCUGGAAGGUCAAGUUUGACUACGUUCCCAUGAACACUCCACGAGACCGCUGGGUGUUUAAGGGCAGUGAAGACGUCCGUCUUAUGCGUCCCGCCUCGCCAGAGUCUCAAAGUCCAGACACCAAUCAGGUUCCAGCACGUUCUGUAACCCCGCCCACCACCGCCGAGCCAGACACAACUCAGAGCGGGCCAAGCAGAGAGACGUCAGAAGGCCUCGUCACCAUGAUGAGGACGCUGCUACGGUAUUUUUUCCCGCCGGAUUUCCGAAUCCCUAAAGAUUCUGUGAACACUAUGAGCGCCGAGGACCUUGUGGCCUUCCCCAUCAAAGAGUAUUUUCAACAAUAUGAGGCUGGGCUGCAGAGUUUGUGUAACUCCUAUCAGACUCGGGCAGAGUCACGGGCACGUGCUGUGGAGGAGAAGAGCAGCGGAGCAGAGACUAAACUCAGAGAGUCUGAAGACAAACUUCGCAAACUACGAACGAAUAUCGUCGCUCUGCUGCAGAAAGUCCAGGAGGACAUCGAGAUUAGUAGUGAUGAUGAGCUUGAUGCCUACAUUGAAGAUUUGGUCACCAAGGGAGAGUGAAACACUACAUCUCUUCUAUUUUACCUACCUUCACUUUCACUAUCUUCAUUUGUGUUCCAAUCAUUUUACGUGUUCUGUCGGAUGCCCGAGAGAUGAUUCCUGGUCGACCGCAUCUUCAUUCCUGCCCAAAUACUGUGACAGAACUCUGUAAAGCAGCAAGAACGUCCAUGGGCGACUCCAACGUAAUCCUCGAUUCAGAAACACCUCUAAGACCGUCAACUCAGUCCUGGAGCAGAUUUUCAUUUUGGACCUUGUGGGCCGCGUGUGAUGAGUGGAGAGCAAACCGGUUUCCUAAUUUUCUUGGUAAAUUGGUUUCCUCUCACAGUGCUAGAGAGUUCAUAAUGUUGGCUGUUUGUAGGGUCUCAGUGUUGUGAAGCUUCAUUCUCAACCUUGAACUGGCGAUUUCAUGGAGUACGGAGAUGAUCUCACAGCUCAUAACGACCCUGCAAACCAGUUUGACCAUAAGCGAGUUUGAAAUGGGCUUUAACUUGCUGCUACGUAUCCCAAUUGUUUCAAGUUUGAGUUGCAUCCCGUUUCUUGUUUUCCUCGUACUUGUACGCGUCAUCUAAUUUGUGUUAUUUUUAUUUUUGUGUUAAGUUUUAUCUCUCCAUUUCCGUUUUUUUUUUGGAAUAAACACUGAUCGGACACUGUUAACCUCUUCAGUUACAGUAUUUAGUCCUUCUUCUUUAUAUCUGAGAAUAUUUUUAAAAAAGUUUUAUUAAAACAGUCCAAUAAAUUUCAGGACAUACUUGUGGUCUGGUGGUGUUUGUAUAAGAAAUUAGCUUUCAGUUUAUCAUCUUGACUUUGUAACUUACAUUCAGUUAAUUCAUUUGAUGAAUACAUUCAAUAACAUAUAUGUGAUUAUAUUUUAAAUCCAGCAGAUUAGGCUCGACUCAACAUUUUGAAAAGCUGCUAAUUCAGUGUGAAUAGAGCUGCUCAGCUUGUAGUCCAAACACCUGGAAGGGAUUUCUCCAUGGAUUCCUUCUGGAGUUUUCUAUGGGUUUUUAUAAUGGGGUUUUUAAUAAGGUCUUUGGUAAACAUUACUUGACGAUGUGUGGAUGUUUUGUUCUACAACAUAAAUGACACACAGUCAUACCUCAAAUGUGAAUUUUAUAGUCGUAAUUAUAUAAAUUUUUUAACACAUGGCGGCUUCAAGGAAUGACUGUGUGUCAUUUAUGCUGUAGAACAAAUCGUCCACAUAUCGUUAAGUCAUGUUUACCACUGACCUUAUUUUUCUCAUAGUUAUGCAUUCGCACAUUACAUGCUGUGCGUGCUCGGGGUCUCCGGAUUGGCGUGAAUUUUGGAAGUAAAUCUUUUUCACAUCUUCAGCGUUAGACAGGUGUUGGGUGUAAUUAAUUACUGUAAUCUGUAGAAAGUGCAAAGCAAGUCUGUCAUUUCCCUACAGUUUGUGAGCUGUGGAGAAUUAAUUUGAUCAAAAGACAACAAUAAUAGUCUUAUAAUUAUGAGUUUCAAUAACGACUGUAUGUUUUCAUGUAUUAAAAUAGGGUCUACAUAUCUAUUAACUUCAGUAAAAUUCAAAAGAGUCCUAAGAACACUGCAGAUCUUUUUCCUACAGUCUGUAGACUGCACACCAACAUGGAGGUAAAAAAACAGGAGCUGAUAUAAAAAAUAGCUUUACAUAUUUAACAACGAUCUAGUAAGGCGUGGGUACCUCAGCGAGUAUUGAUGCUGACUAUCACACCUGGAGUCGUGAGUUUGAAUCCAGGGUGUGCUGAGUGACUCCAGCCAGGUCUCCUAAGCAACCAAAUUGGCCCGGUUGCUAGGGAGGGUAGAGUCACAUGGGGUAACCUCCUCGUGGUGGUGAUUAGUGGUUCUCGCUCUCAAUGGGGCGUGUGGUGAGUUGUGUGUGGAUCGUGGAGAGUAGCAUGAGCCUCCACAUGCUGUGAGUCUCCGCGGUGUCAUGCACGAGUCACGCGAUCAGAUGCGUGGAUUGACGGUCUCAGAAGCGGAGGCAACUGAGACUUGUCCUCCGCCACCCGGAUUGAGUUGAGUAACCAUGCCACCACGAGGACCUACUAAGUAGUGGGAAUUGGGCGCUCCAACAUUGGGGAGAAAAGGGGAUAAAAAAAAUUAUAAUACAAAACAGAUCUAGUAAUCUGCUUAAAUUGGCAAAAACAACUGAUCAUACAAUUACCUCACAAACAUAAUGUAAAAAUCAAAUCUUAAUGAAUACUCGUGCUGGGGACAUGUCCCCCCCACGCCCACUGUGGCUGCUACGCCCUUGACUUAAAGCAUUAAGUUAAUUUCAAUCAACAACAUUCGAGGCUAAUUACGACUCGUCCCUCCUGAGGCACUUACAAUGGAAGUGAAUGGGGCCAAUCCAUAAAUGUUAAAAUACUCCCUGUUAAAUGUAUAGCCACUAGAUGUAAUCAAUAUGUGUGUUAACAUUAUUUUAACGUGAUAAAAUCGCUUACUAGCCUUUUCUGUGUAAAGUUAGAGCCUAUUUUACCAAUUUGUUGACAUUGCGGCGACAUAAACCCUAAAACCCUGAAACUGACAUGACUGACACUAUGAUUUAAACUAUUUUGCAGCUCAAAUAAUACACAAGUUUGAUCAGAAGUAUGAAUGUUAGUGCUUUUAUGUAAAUUAUAAGCUUUACAUUUCUGCCUUACAACUUCCAAAUAUUGGCCCCAUUGACUUCCAUUGUAAGCGCCUCAGUGUAACCUCGAUAUUUCCCAUUUUAAAGAAAACGAGGGACGAGUCGACAUCAUUUUUGGUGGUAAUCAACAUUAUGCUGUCAUAGAGCACUUGUAUUAAACACGGAAUAUUCUUUCUGUGAGCAUUGCAAGGAGAGCGUCAUGGACUACUUUAAAAUAUUUAUGGGUGUAAAUGAAUGGGUGCUUCGUGCUAUAUGUUCAAAAAUGAGGGUUACAGACACAACACAGUUACUACCCCAUUACUGUAUUUCAGGGGCUGUUCUUCACUCAGGCACAAUACUAACUAAAGUCGGGAGAACAGCAAGCUUUAAGAAAAAAAGGUAAUCGCACUUCGGAAACCCACAGUCAGGGAAAACAUGAAAAUAUCAGGAAAUUUAGAAACAGUCGAAACUAGUUGAAAUUAAUUGAAAGUGUUUUUAAUUCAGUAAGUGAUUUAGUAACUUUAAACAUGUUCCCCUUGACAUGCUCAGCUCAAAAAUAUUUUAUUGGCAACAAAUUGCUCAAAAAUUAUUUAAUUAACAAUUGAAAAAAUCAUGUAAAGUAGCUUUUUGAGUGGGAGCAUGGGCGUAGAUUCCAGGGGUGCGUGUAUGAUUCAACAAUUAAGUAAUUGUUCAAAAUUAUAAGAUCUGCUCAUAUAUUUGGUAACAGCUUUUCAGCGCACUGGACAGCACCACAUUGUUAGUGUCGUCAUUUACACAAGCUCAAACGGUCAAAGAUUUACCAAUGGUGCCCAAAUGCAUCUUUGUGUCACUAAGUAUGCUUACUUUAAAUGUAUAAAUGUAACUAAUUGCUUUAUGUAAAAUAAAACUGAGAAAUGCUACAGUAGUCUUGUAAAUAUAUGUACAAAUAAAUAAAUAA
This is a messenger RNA of Xyrauchen texanus (razorback sucker), 9805 nucleotides long. RefSeq names its product ATPase MORC2A-like. Gene Ontology annotation, molecular function: zinc ion binding. The record is from RefSeq and is a predicted model, not a curated record. The transcript has 28 exons. Bases 3168 to 6269 code for a protein of 1033 amino acids. Gene Ontology annotation, cellular component: nucleus. Lineage: Eukaryota; Metazoa; Chordata; Actinopteri; Cypriniformes; Catostomidae.